AUGUUGAAAUGGGCUAUUUUGGUAAAUGGGAACGUCUGCAGGAAACCCGCUGCAGUCCAUCCUUCAGGCUCUGCUUGGUCACUCUCGUCUUGGUCAGAAAGCAAUUCUUCAUCUUCGGAAGAAGAAGAAGAAUUAUUGCCCUCUUCUUCCCUAUACAUGCAAAUAAUUUACAACCUUGACUUCCUAUCUUUAACAUUUGCACCCCAAUCUGCACCUACAUAUCCUUCUAAUGAGUUGCGCGCGAACCGCGUUAGCGAACGCCAGUUUUGUAGUCGACCCGUGCGCCUACGCGAUUUUUUAUUAAUCUACCCGCGUAAAUUGAUAACUUUGAAUGACGACGGUUUGAGUGACGAUAGUAGUUUAAAUGUGAUACAAAAUGAUGAUGAUAUAUGUGAAGUAUUAAACAGUGAACGUGGUAAUUCCGAGUCAAUGCCGAAAACAGGUGAUAAGAGACCGAGAGAGACGGAAGAUAGUAGCGAGGAUGGAUUUGUCACUGUCUCUAGAAGAAAACCGAAGAAACUCGUCCGAAGUGAAUCUCAUGAAAGAGAAAUGUCAAUUAAUGGAGAUAAUGAAAACAUUUAUUUUGAAGUAAGUUUAUUUGGAUUACAGAUACUACCGAAACAGAUGGCUUUUGCGAGGUUAUUAAAAGAUGAAAAUAUUAAAAAUGUAACAAAAAUUAAAUAUAAAAGUCCAUAUAAAAUAUUUAUACAGUUAAGCGAUAAAAAUGAAGCCCAAAAACUUAUUAAUUGUAAAAAAGUAAACGAGAUGGAUAUUAGGGCUCAAUUUACGAAUCAGGGUAAUUUGUCUUACGGAAUCAUUAAAGGAGUUGACUUAGAGACAAACGAAAAGGAGCUCUUAGAUAGUUUAAAUUGUGAAUAUGAUAUUAUUUCAGCUAAACGAUUGAAACGUAUGAAUUAUGAAGGUAGGUGGAUUUACAGUGAAUCGUUCAGACUAUGUUUCAGAAACCCGGUUACGCCUUUAUACAUAAAUGCAUAUGGAUUUAAAUUUGAUGUCGUACGUUUCGAGUUUCCUGUGACUCAGUGUUCUGGAUGCUGGAAAUACGGACACAUUAAAAAAUUUUGUAAGUUGAAUAAAAAUGUGUGUCCAAAAUGUGCUGAACACCAUGAUAAUUGUGAAGUUAAAGAGUUCAAAUGCAUAAAUUGUAAAGGACCACACAUGGCCCUGGAUAAGACAUGCCCUUUCUUUAAAAAAGAAAAAGGCAUACUUUAUAUAAUGAGUCAAGAAAAUGUAUCAUAUAAAACCGGCUUAGAGAUAUAUUUGAAAAAUCUGAAAGAAAAGGAAUUAAGUUGUGUCAGAGAGGAGAUCAACACAGAAAUGGACUCCAGUUAUAUAGAAAAAAAUCCAGUGAAUAUGAGAGGUAAAACAUAUAGCAGCGUACUCAAAACGUCGGCGACAAUACAUAAUAACGAAAUGAAAGAUGAGCAUUUGAAUGAGAAAGUGAUAAAUCAAAACAAAAAUAAAUUUAAGAAAACGAAUGUUCAUACAAAUUAUCAUAGGGAAAAUCAGAACUUGAAUAUAGAUAACGAUGAAAUUAUGGAAAGUGAUCAAGAUACACAAGAAAAUCCAGCAGAAAAAGAAAAAAGGAGACGACAAAGGAGAUUUGACUUAAAAAAUUUGCUUAAAAGAAUAAAGGAAAUUAUCGUAUCUGAAGGAAAUAUAAGCGAUAAAGUGAUGUUAGUGGUAAAAGCUAUAAUUGAAGAGUGUAAGUUGUUUUUAGCUAACUUUUUGAAUGAAGGUAAAUUAUAUGACAUUUUUUCAAAGAUAAUAUUUAAUGGAUAA
Messenger RNA from Pararge aegeria (speckled wood butterfly), 1800 nucleotides. RefSeq lists its product as uncharacterized. The transcript has 2 exons. Lineage: Eukaryota; Metazoa; Arthropoda; Insecta; Lepidoptera; Nymphalidae. The record is from RefSeq and is a predicted model, not a curated record. The coding region runs from base 1 to 1800 and encodes 599 amino acids.